AAUGGUCUCAACCCAAGGAUUGAGCCCAUAGUGGCUUCAACUAGUGUUGGUCUUAGUACUGAGACUUCAUCUAUGACAUGUAUCCUGCAGAGCACUCCUCGCUUACCUGUUUUCUCAAACGAUGGUGAUUUUCUUAUUGGUGGUAUUUUUUCGAUUCAUUACAAACUGCACACAGUGAUUUAUAACUACACCACCAAGCCUGAACCGUCAAGAUGCACUGGCAGCAUUGAUGCUCGGGAMCUGCGUUUUGCUCGUGCCAUGAUUUUUGCCAUUGAGCAGAUAAACAACAGCACAGAGCUGCUGCCGGGGAUAAAACUUGGAUAUCAGAUCCAUGACUCCUGUGCUUCAGUGCCUGUGUCUGUGCAUGUGGCAUUUCAACUGUCAAAUGGACAAAACCCUGUGUUUUACAAAGGAACCACUUGUACUCAGUCUGGAGUGGUCUUAGCUGUUGUUGGUGAGUCUGGAUCCUCACCAUCCAUCAGCAUGUCACGCAUCAUUGGACCCUUCAACAUCCCACUAGUGAGCCACUUUGCCACCUGUGCCUGUCUGUCAGAUAAGCAGCAGUUUCCAACAUUUUUCAGAACAAUUCCCAGUGAUCAGUUCCAAGCUGAUGCUCUGGCCAAGCUGGUGAAACACUUUGGCUGGACUUGGAUCGGAGCUGUUCGUUCAGACUCAGAUUAUGGAAAUUAUGGCAUGGCAUCUUUUCUUAAUGUAGCACAGAAAGAGGGGAUCUGUGUGGAGUACUCUGAAUCCUUUUAUCGGACCGACCCACGCAGCAAGAUCCAGAGAGUGGCUGAUGUUAUCCGCAGAUCAACUGCAAUUGUCGUUGUGGCUUUUUUGUCCUUUGGAGAAAUGAAGGUUCUGUUAGAGGAGCUGGCCCGGGAGCCUCCACCACCCCGUCAGUGGAUUGGAAGUGAGUCCUGGGUAACUGACCCACUGCUGAUGGGCUUUAGUUUCUGUGCRGGAGCCAUUGGAGUGGGUAUUCAGCAGUCUGUCAUACCAAGUCUGAGAGACUUCCUGCUGGAUCUCUCCGCAACUCAAGUAGCUGCCUCUACUUUGCUAACUGAUUUUUGGGAGGAUGCAUUCAACUGCAGCCUAAGAAAAAGUGCAGAUUUAGACAAAAAUAUAUGUGAUGGAAAUGAAGAUAUAAAAACACUUAAAAACCCGUACACUGACACAUCUCAAUUAAGGGUUACUAACAUGGUGUACAAGGCUGUUUACGCAAUAGCUCAUGCCAUUCACAGUUUAUUGUGUCAAGAAAUACAUAAAACCACACAGUGUAAUAAACAUGUCAACCUGGAGUCUAAACAGGUUUUUUAUAAAUUAAAACAUGUGUCCUUUCUUCAAAACGGUUAUCCUGUAUUAUUUGAUGCUAAUGGAGAUCCUGUGGCUUUUUAUGAGCUGGUCAACUGGCAGAAGAGUGAAAGUGGAGUUAUUGAGCUGGUAACAGUUGGAUACUAUGAUGCAUCAUUGCCAAAAGGCCAGGAGUUACAAAUAAACACAAACAUAACCUGGGUGGAGGGUGACAAAAAGGUUCCAGUGUCAGUGUGCUCUGAGAGUUGUCCUCCAGGAACACGUAAAGUGUUGCAGAAAGGAAAACCCAUCUGCUGCUAUGAUUGUAUACCAUGUCCUGAAGGAGAGAUCAGUAAUACAACAGAUUCUCCUGAUUGCUUCACAUGUCCCAGUGAAUUCUGGCCUAAUACAGAAAGAGACAUUUGUUUUCCCAAACUUGUAGAGUUUCUGUCUUUUGAUGAAGUCCUGGCAAUCAUCCUGGCUGCAUUCUCUGUUAUUGGAGCCUGUCUGACAAUCAUAACAGCAGUUAUUUUCUUUCGUCACAGAACAACUCCUGUUGUUAAAGCCAACAACUCUGAGCUGAGCUUCUUGUUGCUCUUCUCUCUGACUCUGUGUUUCUUAUGUUCAUUA
Messenger RNA from Austrofundulus limnaeus, 1923 nucleotides. Its product is annotated as extracellular calcium-sensing receptor. The transcript is spliced from 8 exons. Gene Ontology annotation, biological process: G protein-coupled receptor signaling pathway. Gene Ontology annotation, cellular component: plasma membrane. Gene Ontology annotation, molecular function: G protein-coupled receptor activity. The record is from RefSeq and is a predicted model, not a curated record. Lineage: Eukaryota; Metazoa; Chordata; Actinopteri; Cyprinodontiformes; Rivulidae. The annotation marks the transcript as partial.